This is a messenger RNA of Paramacrobiotus metropolitanus, 2123 nucleotides long. RefSeq lists its product as uncharacterized. The record is from RefSeq and is a predicted model, not a curated record. The transcript has 6 exons. Gene Ontology annotation, molecular function: protein binding. Bases 394 to 1998 code for a protein of 534 amino acids. Lineage: Eukaryota; Metazoa; Tardigrada; Eutardigrada; Parachela; Macrobiotidae.
AGCACUUAGCCACAUAGUUGUAGCACUGUCCAUAAACUCCUUCUUAUUACACAGUCGUGACUCUGACAUUCUCAUACUGUAUAGGCUAUACAGUGUGCGCAGUAUAGGGAACUUUCGAGUUUCAUAGCAUUUAUAUCAAGGAGUAUUGAAACUACAAGCUUUGCUUUUAUUUCCGUUAGCACUUAGUUCCUUGCUUUCCACGAAAAUACAAAUAGAAAAGAUUUACCAGACCUCGGAUUUUAACAAAAUUUUGUUACCCGCAAAGGAUCUCCGACCCCACGGGAUCAGGCCAUAAAAUGUUUGUUUUAUUGAUACAAAGGACGUACAAAAAAACACCAUAGCUUGCAGUGGUGAAGAACGUUAACCAUCCAGACCCGUAGUGCGCUAUGCGAAAUGGAACCGAUACCGGUGUUUGUGCGACACCCGGAGAGCGCGACGGUGCAGUGGUGCCUCGGCUUCCUGCAGCCAGCCCCGGCAUCUGCCUCCACUUGCGGAUCUGACGAUGAGGUGAGCGUGGACUUCCGUUGCGAGCACCUGGCCGCGCGCUGUUUCCCCUUGCACGCGGUCUUUCCGCAUAACAGCGCUGUCAAGGAUGGAUUUGGCUUCCCAUCAGUAAACCAGCGCGUGUUGGUGGCGCUGCGCGCUGACCGCCGGCUCGAUCCGCUGAUACUACAGCCGGCCACCGUCCUCUCCUACACCGCCUUCGGCGUGCAUCUUCUCUGCCUAGUGGAAACGCCGUCAGACGGCACCCGGCAUCUCGUGCAUCCCCUACAGCUGGUCCUGGCUUUCCGCGAUGUACCGCGACGUUCGCUGCGGGAUUUGGUUAAUUCUGGUAGGAGCAUCUGGCAGAUUGGGGUGGAUGGGACUGAUAAUGGUCUCAUUGCCGCCAAUGCCAGUCUCGCGAAUCGGGGCAAGCUCAUGUGCUGCAGCGGCGGCACUCCUAUCCAGUCCAACAAGGGCUGGCUGUGCACCGGCGCAAAGGGCCCGCAAAUCAAUGCCGAUAUGCCUUUAGAUUUAAAUGCGGAGGAAGAUGUUGGUUUUGUCGCCUUGCCGCUGGACAUCAUCGAGGCCAUUCUGGAGCACGUAGACAUGCUGACCAUGGCCAGACUACGAAGGGUCUGUCCAGCAUGGAACGCUCUGUUGACCACGCGGCCGGCACUGCGCCAGCACGUGACCUAUGAUUUCUCGCUGCGUCCAACCAGCGCCAGCUUGGCAGAUGAUAUGUUCCGCCUGGGUAACGCGCUCUUCCGCUGCUUGACCGACGACCUUCAGACACUAGCGCUGCGCCACUGGAUGCCGGGUAUGGCACCGGUGCCUGUUAGCAGCGCUAACGCGGAUCUUAUUAUUCUGAGCUACAUGCUGCCCAUGUUCGUUGCCAGGUCGGGGCUGUGCCUCGUCCUGCAGCAGUGUGUCGUCCAAGGCGAGAUUAACGCCAACUGGCGCUUCACGCGUGCCAGGCCCUUGUUGGAUCCGCGCGCUGACGACCCCGUCGGCAUCGCGUUAAUUAGUCCGCUGCACUGGCUGAGCCCGUUGCUGGUUAUGUGUCGCCGGUUGAUUGUCCGCGACUACGUCAUGCGGGAUGUUUUCGGCCGGUUCAUUGGAAGGAACCUGCUGGAGCCGCGCUUGCCCCACACGUACGCUUGGCUGGAGAGAGCGCGUGCAGUGGAUAUCACGGUUCCCGAGGUCCGCCUGGACGCUUCCCGUGACACUGACACUAACCUAGGCGCGGUCAUGCAGGCGGUGGAAGCUGCCGUGGCGCCAGCAGUGUCCGCCGACAUGGGAGAUAACGUAAAGGUCAUGCUGGAGUACUGGCGCUCGUUGCCGAUGGGGGAAGCCCACCGCUACUGGGCAGUGGUCAAAAUGAUACUAGCCCUAACUGAGCCAAGCAAUCCUGCAUGGCAUCUGCCUGUGGAGUUGGGCGACGACGACGCUGACGAGAAUGACGAAGCGCAUGUGGCCAUAAGUCGGCAUUGCCGGAGAUGCAUCUCGGUCCACUGACCAUCAUGGCUAUCCAUAGUCUCUACGGACCAGCCAGUGCCAAUACCGCCACUGGACCGGAGUUCAGUACGGCUCCACGUUGAAUCGAGAGCAAGGAUGGCGCAUUUGCCAUGUAUAAUAUUAUG